AUGGUUGAUGAGAAAGUUGGAUGUGCAGUUCCAGUUCCAUUGUUGAUGUUGGCGGAGAAAGAGGGUAAUGAAGAAACACGUGAAUUUUUCGACUUAACAAAGGGCGUCACCUACACUGUGAAUUUCCCAGAGUUAGUCGGAAAACGUUGUUUGGGUGUUGGAAUUCCAGGAUGGCUUUUCACGGUAGAUGUUAAAGGGAAUAUGAAUCUGUUCCAUCUCAACUCUCGUUCUCUGAUUCAAUUGCCCCAUGUGGAAACCUUGCAAGGUUUCGACUACGAUUAUCAUGAUGAUUAUGAGUAUUACGUUGAAAAAGCACUGCUUUCUUCGGAUCCUCAUACAACCGACGACUAUAUUUUGAUGAUUAACCAAGGGGAUCCGAAUUCAUUAGCUUACUGGAAACCUACAAUGAAGACGUUUAUCACAGUGACACAUGGAAGGGCUUAUGCUGAUGUAACUUGGCAUGAUGGGCAAUUUUAUGGAGUUGAUUUAGAGGGGAACGUCAUAAUCUUCGACUUUAGAGGAGGGUUAGAACCAACCAGUGGAAAAAUAGUUCAAGGAGUGCCUUCUGAGUUUAUUAAUGCAAUGCAGCUCUACAUUGUGCAUUCUGCAGGCGAACUGUUUGUCAUCACUCGAGAUGGAAUCUACAGACACCCCGAAACAAAGUUAUAUGGUGCUAAAGAAUUUAUUGUUGCCAAGAUUGACGUGAAUAAUGAGUGUUAUGACGAGGUUGAUGAUUUGGGGAAUAGAUCACUCUUCCUAGGUUACAGUGCCUCUUUGGCCGUUGAACAGUAUGGAUGCAGGGCCAAUCAUAUAUACUUCACGGAUGAUUGUAUUUGUGCAUUUCGUUUCACUGAAAAAGGAGGUGGAAAGGACAUGGGCGCAUACAAUUUGUUUGAAGAUACCAUUGAACCUUUCUAUACUGAUGAAUCCUACCACAAAUUCAGUCCACCUAUAUGGAUCUUCAACACUCCUUUCUCUGUUUAG
This is a messenger RNA of Capsicum annuum, 984 nucleotides long. Its product is annotated as putative F-box protein At1g65770. The transcript has a single exon. The record is from RefSeq and is a predicted model, not a curated record. Bases 1 to 984 code for a protein of 327 amino acids. Lineage: Eukaryota; Viridiplantae; Streptophyta; Magnoliopsida; Solanales; Solanaceae.